UGUCUUGCAUGCCACAACGGGGAGAAUAUAAAGGGACGCUCAUAUGGAUGUUACUUUCAGUAGGCCCCACCUUGCUAAACCAGCAUGAAGCGUAUUUGCUUUCUGGUUGUUUUCGUCAUUACUUUGCAGCUGUCGCUUGCAGCAGCGGAGGAAACCAGCGAUGUUCCAGACAGCUUCAAGAUCUUCGAAAACUUCCCUUUCGCCGUCGCCGUCUCUGACAGUGACAACGACACCAUAUACGAAUGCCUGACUGCGAAGAGAAUGUGGUUAACACCGGAACAAAAGAAGGGGCUAUAUAACUGGUUUUUUCAAGGGCAUGGUGGCAAUUCAAAGCGAACGGUUAGCUUCUACGUAUUCGAAGGAAAGAGCCCUGAUACUUUCCGCUUCACAGUGGACUCAGAUGACUCACCCUCUCAAGAGGCGAAGUUUUACUACACCGACUACGACAACUGCGCUAUUCUCGACAUUCCGUACGACGGACGCCAAUGCAUCUUGUGGACGGUAGAAACAGCCAAAGAUUCGGUGCCCCAAAAAUGCGUGGAUGAGUUCAUGAAGAAUUGUGGCGUCGGCGCCCCACUUUACAACGAUGACCUUUGCAGCGGUGAUGAAGUCGCCGAAUGGUGAUGUACGUUGAACAGCGCGACUAGUGGCGAGAGGACACUUUUUGUACAUUGAUUUGCAUUGAGUAUCCUAUCCACAGCGGUGCAACCAGGUACUUAGAACAACCAUUUCUCGCUGUGUUAUGCUAACGAAUAACAAGUUAACAAAGCAUGCACUUCUGUGCUUACUAGUUCACUAUGCUCAGCGCAAGCUAUUGCUUUAUAAAAGGGUGCGAAAAUAGCAGAUUUGAAGAUCUAACCCAAUAAGAGUGAAAUAACGCCAAUAACGAACUUACAGAGAAGUAUUUGAUUCAUUUAUCAAUAUUAUCGAAUACUCGCACACCUUUACGACGUAAUUUAUCGAUCCGACUCCCUCUGCAAUCCUAACAAGCGAGGUCAGGUUUUUCUCUGAUCUGUCAUGACCGGUUAAAAGGGAUCGGUCGCAGUCUUACUGCCAAUGCACCUGCUCCUGAUCCUGACAAAUUGAGUAUUGCAUAUGAAAGCAUAUUUCGGGACUAGACGAUGAAGAAUGGUGUAUUACCUGCGUGCAAAUAGCAAGUGCAUGUCGUGCAAAGGUGCGCAAGAUCAGCUUAAAUAC
Dermacentor silvarum is the source of this 1197-nucleotide messenger RNA. RefSeq lists its product as uncharacterized. Gene Ontology annotation, molecular function: amine binding. Gene Ontology annotation, biological process: symbiont-mediated perturbation of host defenses. The transcript is spliced from 5 exons. The coding region runs from base 85 to 624 and encodes 179 amino acids. Lineage: Eukaryota; Metazoa; Arthropoda; Arachnida; Ixodida; Ixodidae. The record is from RefSeq and is a predicted model, not a curated record.